GCGAAACCAGAAACGUCACAAAGUACGAUACGGAAAUUUUCAUGAAUGGUGAUCGUAUUUUUCUGUUUCUGUGAGAAAAUUUGAAAAUUACAAUGACAAAUUUCGUUAGAAAUACCGGGAAAUAUAUUGCGGAAAAGGCAGACGGGGAUGAUACAAACGAGAUUGGCUACCGACAAUCGAGGGAAAAUGAUAAAAUUGACCUCAAGUAUGGAUAUGAACGUGUUAAGGACACGGUGGAACGAACCGGAUUCCUGGUCAAUAUGCAUUCGACCGAAAUUUUAAACCAAGACCGUCGUUUGGUGGCGGCUCUCGAUUUGUACUUUCUGCAAAUGGAUGGCACACGGUACAAGAUGACCGUAAUCUAUGCACCCUAUCUGUUGUUGAUCACGAAAGAAGGCCACUCGUUGGAAGUUGCUAAAUUUUUGGCUAAAAAGUAUGCCGGUCAAAUUUUGAACGUAGAACACAUCGAACGGGAGGAUCUAGAUUUGCCGAAUCACCUGAGUGGGUUGAAGCAAAAACUGCUUAAGCUUACCUUUGCCAAUAAUAAUCACAUGAGUAAAGUGAAGAAGGACCUGUCGGCUGCCGUCCGAAAGAAUAAGGAACGAGAUAAGGCAAACACUUACUAUAUGCAGAUGUUGAGUAAUUCGUUGGCCGUUUCUUCGGAAGAAUUCGGUACCAAUCAAAAUCAGGAUUUUUACGAGAGUAUCAUGGACAUUAGGGAACAUGACAUUCCGUAUCACGUACGAGUGUCGAUUGAUUUGAACAUAUUCUGCGGGUUGUGGUACACAAUGAGAUGCAGAGGAGGAGAUGAUCCUCCAGUCAUCACUCCCCGGCCAGAUAUUUUAGAUCGUCCCGAGCCGGUGGUGCUAGCUUUUGAUAUUGAAACCACUAAACUACCGCUCAAAUUUCCCGAUGCUCAAUCCGAUCAGAUUAUGAUGAUUUCCUACAUGAUCGAUGGGCAGGGAUAUUUGAUUACCAACCGGGAGAUCAUCAGUGCCGACGUGGAGGAUUUCGAGUACACACCGAAGCCGGAAUUCGAGGGACAGUUCAUUGUAUUCAACGAGCCGAACGAGAUGGGUACGAUUCAAAAGUUUUUCGAUCACAUUCUCGACGUCAAGCCGCACAUUUUUGUCACCUACAAUGGGGAUUUUUUCGAUUGGCCCUUUGUGGAAGCCCGGGCGGCUGUGUACGAUCUGGACAUGAAGCGGGAAAUCGGCUUCUCCAAGGUAAACGCCCGCGAUGGGAACUAUCUGUGCCGGCCGGCCACCCACAUGGACUGUCUGUGCUGGGUGAAACGGGAUUCCUAUCUGCCGGUGGGUUCGCAAGGUCUGAAAGCGGUUGCCAAAAGUAAACUUCGCUACGAUCCGGUCGAACUGGACCCGGAAGAGAUGUGCCGGAUGGCCGUCGAGCAGCCGCAGGUGCUUUCGAACUACUCGGUCUCGGAUGCGGUGGCUACGUACUAUCUGUACAUGAAGUACGUCCAUCCGUUCAUCUUUGCGUUGGCCACCAUCAUUCCAAUGGAACCGGACGAAAUUUUGCGUAAGGGUUCGGGAACGCUGUGCGAAGCGCUUCUGAUGAAGGAAGCCUUCCACGCGACGAUCGUGUUUCCGAACAAGCAGAUCUCCGAGCUGAACAAACUAACCCCGGACGGGCACGUACUGGACUCGGAAACCUACGUGGGUGGCCAUGUGGAAGCGUUGGAGUCCGGUGUGUUUCGGGCGGAUAUUUCGACUCGUUUUCGGUUGGAUCAGAGCAUGUUGCUUCAGUUGCAGGCGAAUGUGGAUAAAGUAUUGGAACAUGCGAUUGUGACUGAGGAAGGAGUUCCACUGGAGCUUGUCACCAAUCUGGAUGAGGUGACGGAGCAAAUCAAGGCGGCUUUGCAGCAGUUGCAUGACACACCGACUCGGAUCGAGCAACCGGUUAUCUAUCAUUUGGAUGUCGGUGCGAUGUAUCCGAAUAUUAUUUUGACCAAUCGAUUGCAACCGUCGUCGAUGAUAUCGGAGACGGACUGUGCGGCCUGUGACUACAACCGACCGGACGCCAAAUGUAAACGGAACAUGGAAUGGAUGUGGCGAGGAGAGAUGCUGCCGGCCUCGAGAAACGAGUUCCAACGUAUUCAACAACAGCUAGAGACAGAAAAGUUUCCACCACUCUUCCCGGGAGGUCCUCCGCGGGCAUUUCACGAACUGUCCAAAGAAGAUCAGGCAAACUAUGAGAAGAAGCGUUUGAGCGAUUAUUGCCGGAAAGCGUACAAGAAGACGAAAAUCACAAAGCUUGAAACGCGUACGUCUACCAUUUGUCAGAAGGAGAACAGUUUCUACGUGGACACUGUGCGUGCCUUCCGUGAUCGACGGUACGAGUAUAAAGCGCUGACGAAGGUUGCCAAAGCGACGGUGGUGGCAGCGGUGAAGAGUGGCGAUGCGGGCGAAAUCAAGGCUGCCAAAGGUCGCGAGGUAUUGUACGAUUCGCUGCAGUUGGCUCACAAGUGCAUUCUGAAUUCGUUCUAUGGCUACGUAAUGCGAAAGGGUGCUCGCUGGCACAGCAUGUCUAUGGCCGGAAUUGUGUGCCUAACGGGGGCCAACAUCAUUACCAAAGCACGGGAAAUUAUCGAGCGUGUCGGUCGUCCUCUGGAGCUGGAUACGGACGGUAUUUGGUGUAUUCUUCCGGCUUCGUUUCCACAGGAAUUCACAGUAGAAACGACCCAUGCAAAAAAGAAAAAGAUUAAUGUUUCCUACCCAAAUGCGGUUCUGAACACCAUGGUUAAAGAUCAUUUCACCAACGAUCAGUACCACGUGCUGGAAAAGGCUUACGCCCCGGGAAGUCCCGCGGAGUAUUAUAUUAAGCCGGAAAAUUCGAUUUUCUUCGAGGUGGAUGGACCCUACCUGGCGAUGGUUUUACCGGCGGCCAAGGAGGAAGGUAAAAAGCUGAAGAAACGGUAUGCGGUUUUCAAUUUCGACGGUUCGCUGGCAGAACUGAAGGGUUUCGAGGUUAAACGGCGUGGUGAACUGCAGUUGAUCAAAAUCUUCCAGAGUUCCGUGUUCGAAGCGUUUCUGCAGGGUUCAACACUGGAACAGUGCUACGCAUCGGUUGCCAAGAUCGCCGACUACUGGUUGGAUGUGUUGUACAGCAAGGGUCACAACAUGCCGGACAGUGAGCUGUUCGAGUUGAUCUCCGAGAACCGUUCGAUGUCCCGGAAGUUGGAGGACUACGGCGAACAAAAAUCUACAUCCAUCUCGACGGCAAAACGUUUGGCCGAGUUCUUGGGUGAUCAAAUGGUUAAAGACGCCGGUUUGGCUUGUAAAUUUAUCAUCUCGAAAAAACCGGACGGUGCUCCGGUUACGGAACGAGCGAUUCCAUUGGCGAUCUUCCAGUCGGAACCGAGCGUCAGGCGACACUAUCUUCGUCGGUGGUUAAAGGACAACACCAUGGGUGAUGCAGAUAUACGAGAUGUCCUCGAUUGGCAGUACUACAUCGAGCGGCUUGGAGGAACCAUCCAGAAGAUCAUCACCAUUCCGGCGGCUUUGCAAGGCUUGAACAAUCCAGUUCCGAGGGUACAACAUCCCGACUGGUUGCACAAAAAAAUGCUGGAGAAGAACGAUACCCUCAAGCAGAGAAGAAUCAGUGAAAUGUUCGUUACGAAGGAGAAACCGGCGCUCCGAGACAUGGAAGAUUUCGGCCGAUCGCAUUCACCUAGCCCGGGCCCCAACGGACCAAUUGUAAGCUCUAAGCGACGGAGAACACCGUCGAACGAGCAGGAAUCAGCAGCAGCAGCAACUCCAGAGCCCAAAACCUGGCGGGAAGCUCUGGGAGCUCCACCACCAGUAGGCGAAGGUAAGCAGCAACUGCAAGCUUGGUUGGCAUAUCACAAGAAGAAAUGGAAAUGGCAACUGGCUCAACGUAGCAAGUUCCGAGAUCCCAAAAGUAAACGAUCGAGAAUAAACGAAGAAGAACCCACAAGUUCGAUGGCGGCGGCUCGACCGGCCACUACUUUGGGCGGUUUUCUGAAAAAAGCUCAACGAUCCCUGAUCGAGCAACCAUGGCAAGUGAUACAGAUUAUCGCGACGGAUGAAAUGGGUCACUUCAACAUCUGGGCUAAGGUGGGCGAGGAGCUGCACAAAAUCAAACUAUUAGUUCCCAGGAUAUUCUACGUUAAUCAACGAACUCAAGCCCCUCCGGAAGAGGGCUCAAUGUGGAAGAAGGUCCAUCGUAUUCUACCGAGAGCUCGCCCUGUCUACCAUCUCUAUCAGUAUGUCGUUCCGGAGCAGGUCUUUCGGGAAAAUCGCCUGGGAAUGCUAGCGGAUCUUGCUACUCCCGACAUCGAAGGAAUCUACGAGACCCAGGUAUCGCUGGAGUUCCGCGUUCUCAUGGAAAUUGGUUGCCUGUGUGCCGUUCAGAGAUCGGAAGCACGAUCGUUAGCUGCUUUGGCUACCAAAGAUCUGGACUGUUUCAACAUACAACAGUUGGAGAUGCGAAACUUUUCCCACACUCCCUAUCUGAAGAGUGGUGUGAAUCUGAAAAAGAUCUUCCUGUAUCAGCACAGUAUCCCGUCGGGGAAACGUGAAAUGUGGGGUUUAUUCAUGGGUCCCAGCAAAAAAGCGUUGGUGAUAGUUUUGGACAGCGUUCGAACAAACCAACUGCCAACCCUUAAAAACCUGUACACGUCCGAAAGACUGGCGCUGCUCAAAACCGAUAGCGAGAACUUCACCGAAGAGAAUCUCCCACCAACGGACAUGGUGUUUGAAGCUUUUUUGGAAGUAGACUCCAAACAGGUCUACCAGCGACUGUCACAGGCUCUCGCCAACUACAAGAACGAAAAACGUGGUCCUACGUUGCUGUGUGUCCAAACCGCCAUGGGUCUUCAAAAGCUGAACCAAAUUCUUCCGGCAUGCCUGGAGUUUCCGGAAACACAGAUACACAUUUCGGAUGACGCAUCACUGCUGUCCGGUCUCGAGUGGCAACGACAUGGAGCUCGGUCGAUGAUUCGCCACUUUCUCAAUCUGAACCAUGUGGUUGAGAUGAUGCUCGAUCAGUGCCGGUACUUCCAUCUUCCGAUCGGGAACAUGCCUGCCGAUACCGUUCUGUUCGGAGCGGACCUUUUCUACGCUCGGCACCUGCAGAAGCACAACUUUGUCCUGUGGUGGUCACCCAGUUCUCGACCCGAUCUGGGAGGUCGUGAAGCUGACGACAGUCGUCUUUUGGCGGAAUUCGAAGAUACGAUCUCGGUGGUUCAGAAUCGGCAAGGGUUCUACAACAGCGUCUGCGUAGAGCUGAGCAUCGAAAGUUUAGCCGUUUCGGCUCUGCUUCAAGCCAGCAAAGUUCAGGAAAUGGAAGGGGCUUCCGCUGCCAUAACCUUCGAUGUGAUCCCGCAAGCCUCACUGGACGAUAUGAUCAGUAAUCAGGGUGUUCAGACACUGCCGAGCUACGAUGAGACGGCACUGUGCUCACAUGCUUUUCGCGUGAUGCGGUCCAUGGUCAAUGGGUGGUUACGCGAGGUAUCGAUCAAUCGGAAUAUAUUCUCCGAUUUCCAGAUCAUACACUUCUAUCGAUGGGUGCGAUCGACUAAGGCACUACUGUAUGAUCCUGCACUGCGCCGAGCUCUGAAUACGUUGAUGCGAAAGUUGUUCUUGCAAAUUAUUGCCGAAUUCCAGCGACUGAAAGCCGAGAUUGUGUAUGCGGACUUCAACCGGAUUGUGAUCAAUACGGGCAAGAAGGCGGUAAUCGACGCGAUCGCUUACACGGACUAUGUUGUUCAGAACAUUCGCAACAAGGAACUAUUUCACAGCGUUUCGUUGUCCUACCAACAGUCCUGGCAGUUUCUGCUGUGGAUCGAUUCGGCCAAUUUUGGUGGUAUACGAGGAAAUAUGCCCAAGGAACUGGAAAAGGGCAGCGAUGAUAACGGUGUCGAUGGUUCACAAGCCGGAGGGGAAGAAGAGGAGGAACUGUCUUUGGAAAUGAAUUGGAACAUUGCGGAAUUACUACCGGAAGAGGGACGAUGCCAGGAAUACUUUGAGCAGUUUUUGAUUUCCUUUAUGGAAACUCUUGCAGGCGGAGUGCCGGCCCCGAAAGCUCUCAAGAAAUUGGCCCACGUAGCGUACGAAAUGGUUCAGAAAAUGCACAAGAAUUACGGCAGAGGUAAAGAGGGACCAGCUCUGGAGUUCAUCAAAGCCACAUGUAAGGUUUUGGCGGUAAACAAAGAGAUUGAAGAAGAGUUAACAACCCUUCGUAGAAACAUGCUGCUGCUGGUCGGGAUUGGCGAUUUCAGUGACAAAGCCGUCUGGAAGGACCCACUGAAGUCGUACUCCUUGACGGAGGUGAUCUGUAAGGCCUGCAACCAUUGUCGCGAUCUGGAUCUAUGCAAAGAUAACCACCGGGCCUUGAAGGAUGGCCAACCGGUGUGGUUGUGUGCCCAGUGUAACGUUGACUACGAUACGGUGGACAUCGAGAUGCGACUGCUGGAUGUCGUACAGCGAAAGCUAAUGUCCUACACCCUGCAGGAUUUGCGCUGUGGACGUUGCAAGCAAAUUAAGCGCGAAAAUUUAGCCGAGUUCUGUGGUUGUGCCGGAAAUUUUGAAAAUCUUAUAUCCGCAGGUGAGCUGCGGCAGCUACUGAAAACGUUCCUCACCGUAGCCGAUGACUACCGGAUGCCGCUACUAAAAGAGACCAUCGAAUAUGUACUCAACACUCAGUAACUUGUAGCGUUUUUUUUUAACCG
Molecule: messenger RNA, 6712 nt
Organism: Malaya genurostris
Lineage: Eukaryota; Metazoa; Arthropoda; Insecta; Diptera; Culicidae
Gene: DNApol-epsilon255
Product: DNA polymerase epsilon catalytic subunit 1
Exons: 5
Coding region: 93-6689 (2198 amino acids)
Biological process (GO): DNA replication; base-excision repair, gap-filling; DNA replication proofreading
Cellular component (GO): nucleus; epsilon DNA polymerase complex
Molecular function (GO): single-stranded DNA 3'-5' DNA exonuclease activity; nucleotide binding; zinc ion binding
Source: RefSeq, a predicted model, not a curated record